Molecule: messenger RNA, 720 nt
Organism: Entrophospora candida
Lineage: Eukaryota; Fungi; Glomeromycota; Glomeromycetes; Entrophosporales; Entrophosporaceae
Source: the annotation of a GenBank genome assembly
AUGGCAGGAAAGUUUUACGCAAUUUCCCCUUUCAAAGGGAAAAAUGGAGAGGAAGUGUGUCAUAAAUGUGCACCUGUUGAGUGUUUUAACGAAGAAAAACCUAGUUUACCGAAAAAAGAAUCUAAGAAAGUUGAGAGUUACAACUAUUAUUGCGAAAGUUGCGGAAAGUUUACGAAAAUUAAAUUUGGUAACACUAAAAAUGAAAAAACAUUUUGUAGUAGAGAUUGCUACGUGGCCGCUGGAAACGAAAUACAAAAAGGCAAAUGCCGAAUUGCAGGUUGUUCUCAAAAGGCUUAUUACGAGUGCAUGGACUUGUGCCUACCCCAUUCUAAGCCAUGUCGAGGAGGUAAAAUAAGGUCUAAUGGAAAGAUAUGUAAUGCAGCAAUGGGAACUGAUGAAGGAGACAUUUGCAAGUUCUGUCAAAAUCAACAAAAUGAUAAUUCAGUAAAAGUAAAUCCUGGUAAUUCUCCGAAAACCAAUCCAGGAAAAGAUUAUCCGUCCGAAGUAAAAAAUAAUGUUAAAAGUAUUAAGUUGAUAAAAGACGAGAAUGAUAACCAAAAAAUUCCUGCUAAUCCGGCUCCGGAACAAUCACCUGAAAAUAACCAUGAAACUUUAAUUAUAAGCCUUCAGAACAUUAAGAAUAUAUUCAUAACUUCUAAUGACUGCUUGGUUAUUGAAUUUAAUAAUUCAGCAAAUAUACAAACUAUAAACUCAGAGGAA